AUGUUAACUGACAAGGAAUUAUACGAUUUAAACAAAAAGGCAGUUACUGAAGGAUUUAACAUUAAACCAAGAGUCAAUUAUAAUACUGUCGGAGGUAUUAAUGGACCUUUAGUUAUUUUAGAUGAUGUUAAAUUCCCACGUUAUAAUGAAAUUGUUAACUUAACUUUACCAGAUGGGUCAGUUAGAGCCGGUCAAGUUUUAGAAGUUAGAGGUUCUAAAGCUAUUGUUCAAGUUUUCGAAGGUACUGCUGGUAUUGAUGUUAAAAAGACUACAGUUGAAUUCACUGGUAAAUCAAUGAAAUUACCAGUUUCUGAAGAUAUGUUGGGUAGAAUCUUUGAUGGUUCAGGUAGACCAAUUGAUAAAGGUCCAAAGAUUUUUGCUGAAGAUUAUAUAGAUAUUAAUGGUUCACCAAUUAAUCCAUUCGCUAGAAUUUAUCCUGAAGAAAUGAUUUCAACUGGUAUUUCUGCUAUUGAUACUAUGAAUUCUAUUGCUAGAGGUCAAAAAAUUCCUAUCUUUUCAGCUUCCGGUUUACCUCAUAAUGAAAUUGCUGCUCAAAUUUGUAGACAAGCUGGUUUAGUUAGACCAACUAAAGAUGUUCAUGAUGGUCAUGAAGAUAAUUUCUCCAUUGUUUUCGCUGCUAUGGGGGCCAAUUUAGAAACUUCAAGAUUCUUCAAACAAGAUUUCGAAGAAAAUGGUUCAUUAGAAAGAACUACCUUAUUCUUAAAUUUAGCUAAUGAUCCAACUAUUGAAAGAAUUAUUACUCCAAGAUUGGCUUUAACUACUGCUGAAUAUUUAGCUUAUCAAACUGAAAGACAUGUUUUAACUAUUUUAACUGAUAUGUCAUCAUAUGCUGAUGCUUUAAGAGAAGUUUCUGCUGCUAGAGAAGAAGUUCCAGGUAGAAGAGGUUACCCAGGUUAUAUGUAUACCGAUUUAUCAACUAUUUAUGAAAGAGCUGGUAGAGUUGAUGGUAGAAAUGGUUCAAUUACUCAAAUUCCUAUUUUAUCUAUGCCAAAUGAUGAUAUUACCCAUCCAAUUCCUGAUUUAACUGGUUAUAUUACCGAAGGUCAAAUUUUCAUUGAUCGUCAAUUAAACAAUAAAGGUAUUUAUCCACCAAUUAAUGUUUUACCAUCAUUAUCAAGAUUAAUGAAAUCCGCUAUUGGUGAAGGUAUGACUAGAAAAGAUCAUGGUGAUGUUUCUAAUCAAUUAUAUGCCAAAUAUGCUAUUGGUAGAGAUGCUGCUUCUAUGAAAGCUGUUGUUGGGGAAGAUGCUUUAUCUACUGAAGAUAAAUUAUCAUUAGAAUUUUUAGAAAAAUUCGAAAAGAACUUUAUUUCUCAAGGUGCUUAUGAAGAUAGAACUGUUUUCGAAUCUUUAGACUUAGCUUGGUCAUUAUUAAGAAUUUAUCCUAAAGAAAUGUUAAAUAGAAUCAGUCCUAAGAUUUUAGCUGAAUUUUAUGAAAGAGAAAGAGAACAAGAAGAUGAUGAAGAUGAUGAAGAUGAUGAAGAUAAAGAAGAUGCCAACAAGUCUCAAAAUUUAAUUGAUGCUUAA
Yamadazyma jaroonii is the source of this 1545-nucleotide messenger RNA. Lineage: Eukaryota; Fungi; Ascomycota; Pichiomycetes; Serinales; Debaryomycetaceae. The record is from the annotation of a GenBank genome assembly.